AUGUCUAGCGAUUUUCUGACGAAAGGAAUUGACCUAGUCCAGAAGGCAAUCGAGGCAGACACCGGGUCCAAGUACGAGGAGGCGUACAAGCUCUAUUUCAAUGGGCUGGACUACCUGAUGCUGGCGAUCAAAUACGAGAAGAAUGAGAAAUCAAAAGAUCUGAUUCGUGGAAAGUUUACCGAGUAUUUGACGAGGGCAGAGCAGCUGAAGGAGCAUCUUGACAAGAAACAGCAGUCUUCGCAGACAGGCGAAUCCAGUUCAACUAGUGGCUCUGUCAAGGCAAAGAAAGCCGGUGAUGGCGCUGGUAAUGGCGAUGAUGAUGAUGCAGAGACAAAAAAGCUGCGUGGAGCCCUCUCGAACUCGAUUCUUUCGGAAAAACCCAACGUGAAAUGGGAGGAUAUAGCUGGAUUGGAACUAGCAAAAGAUGCACUUAAAGAGGCGGUAAUCCUUCCGGUCCGUUUCCCUCAUCUUUUCACUGGAAAGAGAAAACCGCUCAGCGGAAUCUUGCUGUAUGGCCCACCAGGAACGGGAAAGUCUUUUCUGGCCAAGGCAGUUGCGACCGAGGCCAACUCCACAUUCUUCUCGGUAUCUUCGUCUGAUCUGGUUUCCAAGUGGAUGGGAGAGUCCGAGAGAUUGGUGAAGCAGCUUUUCCAGAUGGCACGUGAGAACAAGCCUUCGAUCAUUUUCAUCGAUGAGGUGGACGCUCUGUGCGGUCCCCGUGGCGAAGGUGAAAGCGAGGCUUCUCGUAGAAUCAAGACUGAGCUGCUCGUUCAAAUGAACGGGGUGGGAAAUGAUGCCAGUGGUGUUCUCGUUCUCGGAGCAACCAAUAUCCCAUGGCAGCUCGACGCGGCAAUCCGCAGGCGGUUCGAGCGGCGAAUCUACAUUGCGCUGCCAGAUGCGGAAGCGCGAACCGAGAUGUUCAAGCUCAAUAUUGACGACACUCCUUGCCAGCUUGACCAGCAUGACUACAAGGUACUUGCGGAGAUGACGGAUGGUUAUUCGGGGCAUGACGUUGCUGUUGUCGUGCGGGACGCGUUGAUGCAGCCGAUCCGUAAGAUCCAAAGUGCGACUCAUUUCCGCCCAGUUUUGGGCCAAGAUCCAGAAACAGGCGAAGAGCUGACUCAGUACACGCCGUGUUCGCCCGGAGAUGAGGAGGCAAAGGAGAUGAACUGGCUCGAGCUGGAGGGAAACCAGUUGAAAGAACCCGAACUCACAAUUAAGGAUUUCAUCAAGGCAAUCAAGACGAAUAGGCCCACGGUUAACCAGGCCGAUCUUGACAAAUUUGUCGAGUUCACGAAUGACUUUGGUUCUGAGGGAAGCUGA
Messenger RNA from Kuraishia capsulata CBS 1993, 1323 nucleotides. RefSeq lists its product as uncharacterized. Gene Ontology annotation, molecular function: ATP binding; ATP hydrolysis activity. Gene Ontology annotation, biological process: endosomal transport; vacuole organization. The record is from RefSeq and is a predicted model, not a curated record. NCBI's taxonomy places the organism in Eukaryota, Fungi, Ascomycota, Pichiomycetes, Pichiales, Pichiaceae. The transcript has a single exon. The coding region runs from base 1 to 1323 and encodes 440 amino acids.